Ochotona curzoniae (black-lipped pika) is the source of this 588-nucleotide messenger RNA. Its product is annotated as RNA polymerase II subunit A C-terminal domain phosphatase SSU72-like. The transcript has a single exon. Gene Ontology annotation, molecular function: RNA polymerase II CTD heptapeptide repeat phosphatase activity. Gene Ontology annotation, cellular component: nucleus; mRNA cleavage and polyadenylation specificity factor complex. The record is from RefSeq and is a predicted model, not a curated record. Lineage: Eukaryota; Metazoa; Chordata; Mammalia; Lagomorpha; Ochotonidae. Bases 1 to 588 code for a protein of 195 amino acids. Gene Ontology annotation, biological process: termination of RNA polymerase II transcription.
AUGUCAUCUCAGUUAGACCUGCGUGUAGCUGUGGUAUGUUCAAACAACCAGAACCGGAGUAUGGAGGCACACAGCAUCCUCAGCAAACGGGGCUUCAGGGUCCAAUCGUUUGGAACAGGGUCCCACGUGAAGCUUCCAGGACCCACAUUCGACAAGCCAAACAUCUACGAUUUCAAAACCACUUAUGAGGAGAUGUACAACGAUCUGGUGAAGAAAGACAAGACGCUCUACACCCAGAAUGGAAUUUUACAUAUGCUGGACCGAAACAGGCGGCUCAAGCCAAAGCCAGAGAAGUUCCAGCACUGUGAGGAGACAUUCGAUGUGAUCCUCACUUGUGAGGAGAAAGUCUACGACCAAGUGGUGGAAUACCUCAGCGUCAGAGAGCAGCAGACGUACCAGCCGGUGCAUGUCAUCAACGUGGACAUCCAAGACAACUACGAAGAGGCCAUCAUCGGGGCGUUCCUCAUCUGUGAUCUCUGCCAGCGCCUUUCCCGCGCCAAAGACAUGGAGAACGAGAUGGAAGAACUGCUACAGGGAUUGGAGGAAAAGAGCGGCCGGGACUUCCUGCACACCGUCUGCUUCUACUGA